AUGAACAAGAAGAGCGUGCUUCUGUACCCGGGCCUCGGCGUCGGCCACCUGACGCCGAUGGUCGAGCUGGCCAAGCUGUUCACCCAGCACGGCGUCGCCGUCACAGUUGCGCUCGCCGAGCCGCCCGCGCCGCGGCCUCCAAUCCAUGCUCGGCUACCUCAAGGCCAUGAACACGCCGCUGCGCGACCUCCUCCGCUCGCUGCCGAGCUCAACCUGCCCGUCUACUACUUCUACGCCUCGGGCGCCAGCGCGUUGGCCGUCUUCCUCAACCUGCCUCGCAUGAUGGCCACGGGUUUCCAGCUGGAGACCACCGGCGGCGACUCCGUGCUCUCUCUCCCCGGCGCUCCUCCGUUCAAAGCUUCAGAACUGCCCGAACUGAUUCUGAAUGGCAGCCAGGCAGGAAAAGCCGUCCUCCGCGUGCUCUACCUGUUCCCAGAGGCCAACGGGAUUCUCGUCAACACCUUCGAGUCGCUGGAGACGCGGGUUGUGCGCUCUCUGAGCGAUGGCCUGUGCGUUCCCGACCGUUCCACGCCGCCGGUGUACUGCAUCGGGCCACUGGUUUCGGGAGGUGGAGACAAGGAGCACGAGUGCCUCAGGUGGCUGGACAUGCAGCCAGACAACAGCGUCGUGUUCCUCUCCUUUGGGAGCUUGGGCACGUUCCCAAAGAAGCAACUUGAGGAGAUGGCUAUUGGGCUCGAGAAGUCAGGGCAGAGGUUUCUAUGGGUGCCACUCCCGGAGCCAGACCUCAAGGCCCUCCUUCCAGAGGGGUUCUUGGAGAGGACCAAGGACAGAGGGCUUGUGCUCAAGUCUUGGGCGCCACAAGUGGAUGUGCUACGCCAUAGAGCGACCGGCGCAUUUGUUACACACUGUGGGUGGAACUCAACGCUGGAGGGCAUCAUGGCAGGGUUGCCCCUGCUGUGCUGGCCACUGUAUGCGGAGCAGGGGAUGAACAAGGUGUUUAUUGUGGAAGAGAUGAAGAUCGGGGUGGAAAUGAACGGCUAUGAUGAAGAAAUGGUGAAGGCAGAGGAGGUGGAGACGAAGGUUAAGUGGGUAAUGGAGUCUCAAGGUGGGCGAGCACUCAGAGAGAGACUGGCGGAGGUAAAAGAUAGAGCAGUCAAGGCACUCAAAGAAGGCGGCUCAUCUCAUGCUGCUUUUGUCGAAUUCUUGAAGGAUAUCAAUAGCAUGGCUCAUCUUCAUCCCUAA
Miscanthus lutarioriparius is the source of this 1203-nucleotide messenger RNA. The record is from the annotation of a GenBank genome assembly. NCBI's taxonomy places the organism in Eukaryota, Viridiplantae, Streptophyta, Magnoliopsida, Poales, Poaceae.